Molecule: messenger RNA, 456 nt
Organism: Trichomonas vaginalis G3
Lineage: Eukaryota; Parabasalia; Trichomonadida; Trichomonadidae
Product: Got1/Sft2-like family
Exons: 1
Coding region: 1-456 (151 amino acids)
Biological process (GO): vesicle-mediated transport
Cellular component (GO): membrane
Source: RefSeq, a predicted model, not a curated record
AUGUCUGGAUUAAUCGAUGAGAUUAAAGGCGGCGAUGAUGAUUGCGAAUUAUGCAAGUGCUCAUUGAAGGUUAGACUGAUUGGUGGUAUCGCAUGCGCUGUUAUUUCCGCCAUCUUCUGCUUCCUCUCCUUCAUUCCAUUCUGGCAAGACAACAUGGUAGGAUUUGCCAUUCUUUAUGCCCUUGGCUCAAUUGGUGCUAUCGCCUCUACAUUCUUCUUCUCCGGCUGGAAGAAACAAUGGAAGAAUAUUAAGUCUAGCGUUCCAUGCCUUAUUGCUGCUAUUGUCGUUAUUGUUUGCAUCCUUCUUCUCCUUAUUGUUGGCAUCAUUACAAAGAGCAAGGCCCUUUGCGUUAUCUGCGUUAUCUGCCAGUGGGUUGCUCAGGUCUUCUACAUCAUCUGCUCAUUCCCAGGUGGCUGGACAGCAAUCAAGACAACAUGCGGCGCCUUAUGCCAUUAA